This is a messenger RNA of Prunus armeniaca (apricot), 261 nucleotides long. Lineage: Eukaryota; Viridiplantae; Streptophyta; Magnoliopsida; Rosales; Rosaceae. The record is from the annotation of a GenBank genome assembly.
AUGGGAAAGUGGGUGGAAUUAUUAGAUACAGGGGUGAGAAUAGCAGCAAGAUUUCAUUCUCACUGCCCACAAACUGGACGCUUGUAUUACCAUCCUCCAUCCGGUUCUGAAGAUCAGCAUCAUCAUCACUACUUUGACCAAGCCCAGAAGCCCACCAAUGGCAGCCAUGCUCAAUUUGAUGGCAUCUUCACCAGUUGUGGUGUCAAGGCAGCAGCUAUGGAGGCCAACACCAAUGAGGCUUUUUUGUAUUCUGUUUUGUGA